Molecule: messenger RNA, 318 nt
Organism: Coniophora puteana RWD-64-598 SS2
Lineage: Eukaryota; Fungi; Basidiomycota; Agaricomycetes; Boletales; Coniophoraceae
Exons: 4
Coding region: 1-318 (105 amino acids)
Source: RefSeq, a predicted model, not a curated record
AUGUCCAAGCCAUCAAUGAACGUGGUUGUUCUCUCACUUGCGCUAGUCCUGGUCGUUGUCUGGCAGACAGGUACCGUCGUCCUACGUCACUACCGAGUUCGUCAGGAGCAAAGGCAACCACCCCCGAGGAGAACCAUCAGAGUGCAGCAGUACGCAAUUUGCGUGCGUCAGCAAGUACAUGAUAGCUUAAACGACCCAGAGAGUAUGAAGAGAACGUCGGAGGAUGCGCUUCCUGGAUCCCACUCCUAUAUGAUUGCUACCAUCAACAUGAGGGUGGCAUCGGAUUUGGAAGAUGGACCCGACGAUUCAGACGAUUAG